Molecule: messenger RNA, 3375 nt
Organism: Thecamonas trahens ATCC 50062
Lineage: Eukaryota; Apusomonadida; Apusomonadidae
Exons: 2
Coding region: 1-3363 (1120 amino acids)
Biological process (GO): cilium assembly; centriole elongation
Cellular component (GO): centriole; centriolar satellite
Source: RefSeq, a predicted model, not a curated record
AUGAGCGAGAGCGAGUACGAAAGGGUGUCACUCCCGCCUGGGGUCAAGGGCGAGGUCCGUGGAGAGCUCUGGCUGCAUGUGGCCGAGGUGCGAGUGGCAAGUCCUCCGGCCGGAGUGCAGAGUCUGGCGCCCAAGCAUGUUGUGGUCAAGUGGUGGGGCGAGCGUGGGGACGGGGCCAAGCGUAGCGAGGCUUCCCGUCCGCUGGUCUACGCCCUCCGCUCCUCGCCCAAGCGGCUCGCCGCCUAUUUGCGCGACAUGGGCCCGCUGGUCAUCGCCCUCUACGGCCCGCAUCAUGUGGUGGUGGCCUCGGCGCAGAAGCGUCUCGACUCGGUCCGCCCACGGAGGCACUAUGUGUGGAACCUGCCGCUGCUCUCGCCGCAGGGGACAAAGCUUGGAGUCAUGCGGCUGGCGCUCCGCCUGCAGCCGCCCGGCGCGUCGCGGGCGCCAGACCUACCGCAGGGCUUUGCCCGAGGGAACUCGGCGUCGCCUCCCAAGGCUGACCUCGCUGCCCACCCAUCGCCGGCAAAGUCGCCGCAGGCGUUUAUCGAUCCAGCGCUGGUGGUCGAGUCGCCGGAGCACCCAGGCCAGCUCUUUCGCCGCGAUCUGGAGCUCGAGGCGCUCGAUGAUGAGAUCGAGGCUCUAGAAGCUGCCAACAACUCGGCGACCGAGUCGGAGGCGGAAAGCUCUGACAACGAGGGCUUGGACGAUGAUGCUAACGGUGGCGGCUCGUCACCGGCCCACCGCGGCAUUCCGGGUGCGGUGGAUGCCGUCAUGAUUCCGAUCCAGCUGGUGCCCAACGAGUCGCCGCCACUGCCGCAAGCGCAGGUGAGCCGUGGCGCACGAGCGAAAACUGGCGCUUGUCAGGCGUCAGCGCCGGUGGCGGCGAACGUGGACGAUGCAGCGAGCAGACAUAAGGCCGAGCAGGCCAAGGUUCUUCUCGACGAUCUGUGGCAGCGCGGACACCAGCUGAAAGCGCGGCUGGCGUCGGCGAUGGCGCGGCCGACAGCUGCUGCGCUUGACAAUGAGCUUGUAGCGGCUAUCGGCACAGCCGCUGGUGAACCGGAGUCGAACAACGAAGGGACGGGAUGGCCGUCGCAGGCUUCGGAAGCUGUCGAUGCGUUCCCGCUCGUCGACGCGGUGGCACAGCUCAACACGUCCGGCAUUUCCGAGACUGAAUCGAACCUGGCGGAGGAAGACGCUUUGCUUGAAGAGCUGUUUUUCGCCAAGGACGAUGACGGCGAGGAUGACGGCGAGGAGAGCAGCAACAACGGCGACGCCGAUAGCACGGCACUAGCAGCACAGCCGAUGCCGCCACCGGCGCCACUGCUGUACACGCUUGUGCGGCUGGGACGCGUGACCAACCUCGACCUGGCAAGUGGCGGAUGGGGCGAGGAUGCGCCGCCGUCGCUCUACCUGGCGUGCAAGCUGUUCCGGCGCGAUGACUCUGUGGCGACGCGUGUGGCAUAUGGAGAGCGUGCGCCGAACUUUGACUUUGAGCACACCGUGCCGGUGGCGGUCACGCCGAUGUUCCUGACGUAUCUGAAGAACUCGAGUUUGAUUGUGGAGGUCUGGCACCGGCCUGUACGCGAGAGUGGGCACGAUGGCGGGGAGAUGGUUCGGCCCAAGGACGAUGAUGUGCUUGUGGGCCUUGUCAAGCUUCCGUUCCACCAGUUUUUUGUCUCCUUCCGCGACGAGCUCUCACGUGGGGCAUUUCUCGGCGAACGGCUGCCUGUAUGCGCCGCGAACGAGGCGUAUCCGAUUGUGGAUAUGCGAACCGGGGCGACGCGCGGCUCGCUCGAGUGCGUGCUGGCGAUGGGAAUGCUGCCGCAGAUCCGGACCCUUCAGGCACGGAUCCGGACGGUUUCGGGCGCGCCGUCGAGCCUUGUGCCGCUUGCGGCGCUGGAAACGUCGCUGAACUCGGGUGACAUCGAGUGGGCGACGCCGGCCAAGGCGCAGAUGGUGAGUGGCCCGAGUCGGCGCAGCGACGAGACUGCUGCCAUCAUUGGGUCGUCGGGGUCGGGCGUCGACGGCUCAGUGGACCACCACGUGUUUGAGGUGGCGAUUGAGUCCGCGGCGUCGCUGCGAUGGCUCAACCUCGCAGCGCCGGGCUCGGGCGAGACCGGCGAUCCGCAGUUUUACGUGCAGUACGAGUUCCCGGGGACCGAGGGCAAGGUGGCGACAUCGGCGAUGAUAUGUGCGCCGAGUGUCAAGAUCGGCCACAAGGCGACGUGCUCGGUGCUCAAGCCGGCGUCCGCGCCGUGGAGCGUGUUUCUUCCGCGCAACGGUGUAGACGCGAUCACGUUUACGCUCAAGCAGCCGACGCUGCGUGGGCAGGAUGCAGUUCUAGGGCGUGCUAUUCUCCCUGCGGAGGACUUUCUGGGCCUUGUGGAUGAGGUUGGGGUAGACGAACCUGUGCGCGGAGCGUUUACGCUUGCGAUUGUGCCGUCAGGUGACCGGCCUGGCUUUAUGGGAUACCUCAAGAUUGUACUGCACGCGGCACCGCGAGUGUCGCGAGCGCUUCUUCCCGCGGCGGGUGACAAGUUGCGGACCGAGAUAGAGUUGCACGUGUCGGACGUGGUUGGCCCGGGUGCUGUGACGCCCGGCGAGUUGGAGGCGCGGCUGGAGCUUGCAGGCGGAAGCGGGCCGAACUCGAGUGUGCGGUGGGGUCACGACGAAGCGGUCGAGGGUCGGACGGCCACGCUGGUGGGUGCCGACACGCUGGAGGCGCUGACGACAAACGGUGCGGUGCUGAUUGAGGACUCUGUGCUGGGGAAUGUGCGGCUUCCACUCCGUGCGUUCCUUGUGGGAUGGACGGAGGAGAGCCACGCACCUGGCAGCGUGUCUGGGUGGCUUCCGCUCCAGCGUGCUGGGCGGGCGGGUGGCAUGGUGCAUGCAACGCUGAGAAUGCGGCUUGCGGCGCCUGUGCGGUCUGACCCGCUGCUGCGGGCGGGCGGACGGCUGCCUGCCGAGGUGGGAGCCAAGCUGACGCUGCUUGUGGACGAACUGGAGUUGUUUGAGGAGAGUGCAAGUGGCGGGUACUUUGUGACGUACCAGCCGCACGGGACGCUUCCUCAGACGCAGUCCAAGACGUACUCUGCCGAGCCGGGUGCCGCUGUGGUGCCGAUGCGGCACCGGUCUGUCUUCCACGACCUCGGACCUGCACUGCUGGAGCGAAUGCUUGCGGCACCGAUGGCCGUGGAAGUAUGGCGGAGCGGGGGCGACGACGGGGCAGAGCAUGUCGGUACGGCGUGGCUCUGGCUGUGGGAGCUGAUGGACCGGUUUGUGGGUGCGCCGCGGGUGACGGACGAGCCGGCAUGGGUCAACGCAAGCUUUUUGUGUCCGGCGUGGCAACGCGCAAGGUGAUGGGCGCGGUCA